UGUGUUUUGGCUUUGUAAUUCCCUUCUACGCUUGCUGUCGACAUCAGAUCUGAAGAAAAUUCAUAAUGACAUCAGUAAGAUGCUGAUUGCAUUAUUUGAACUGAUCAAGACAAAAAAUAUACCUAUGUUCAGAUUAAUAAUCACUGAAGUCAUUCAACUUAGCGCCGAACUUGACCAAAUCUAUGAAGAUAACUUGAACCAGGAAGAUAACUUUGAAAAUUUACAGCAAAGCCUAAAAAAGUUUUCGUAUUAAUAACAGUGAUAAAAAUGCUUGUUUAUCAAUCAACUCAUUUGAUUUUCUUUGCACACUGAGGAAGAGUUGCAGUGGUCUGAUACAACCCUUCAUCUCAGAUAUUUGUCAAUUUGCUGAAGAUCAAUUGGAUGUUGUUUGGUGCAUUUCAUUAUUUCAACUGGAACAUGGUGAUUUCAUGCUCAAAUCAUCAUCACUUCAGCUACUAACUUCACUUCUUCAACAUUCAGGAAUUCCUAAAAACCAGAUUCUGCAGUAUUUUGUAUUCUGUUUCGUUGCAUCCUUUGAGUUGGGAGUUUCUUUGUUGAAAGAAGAUGACAUUUCUUUAAAAUCAGAAGAGGAUUGGGAAUCAUUUUUAAACAGUUUCUCUCAAUUUAUGGACGAAUUAUUUUCUUUGCAAGGAUUCACUGUCGACAGUUCUUCAUUCAAGACUGAAGAGAGGGAGAAAAAUAUUCACACAACCAGUGAAUGUGUCAACAAAAUGACUGUAAAUUAUUAUAUCCCUCAAACUUAUAUUUUGACUAUUUGUGAAGUACUCAUUGGUGAAAUGCAAACAUUAAAAUCCACAAAGAUUGACGAUACUGACGUAGCGAAGAAAUUCGUGGCAUCUAUGAUAUCUUGUUUGCGGCAUAUAGUUGUUUCCACAAGACGUGACCUUGACGCAAGCCCUUCCUUGAUAGCGAUGUCACGAAUGAGAGAUAUAAACCGUUUAUGCAACUUGGUUUUAGAUAAUGAUCAAUUUCGAGACAGCUCCAUGUUAAUAUCUGAAUGUAUAGUGUGUGAAUUAUCAUACUAUUUAGUCAAUAAAAUUGAUGGCGACGUGAACACAUCAUCGGAGUUUCCAAUCCUGGAUAGCAUUGUUACAAUUUUUACACAGAAACAACAAAGAAUUAUGAAUCUCUGUAAAGAUAACUCUAAUGAUGUCACAAAAUUAAUUCUCCCAAUGGAUGGUUAUUGUUCAUAUUUAAAUGUUUUUGUUAGUGUCAUGUUGUCUGUUAAACAGCAUGAGGAUUCUACAGAUGUCCUUUUUAUCAGUUGGAUGACCACUUUCCUCAACAAAAUACUUCAAAGAAAUGAAGUUUCAAUGUUAGUCAAGGUUUUUCUUGAUUGUAUGAACGCUUCUUUCAUCAAGUCAACUUCUACAUCUUCAAAACCUUUGAUUGAAUUUUAUAGACUUUCUUUAAAAAUUAUUCAGUAUUACUGUUUAUUACUGCAUUCUGCAACUAUGAACUGUUCGGAUAUUGAACGGUCUUCCAUUGAGGUGUUUUCCAAAGCGUUGGCAUUACCAUUUACUACAUUGUCAUCUUUGCCUUGGAUUGAUUCAUUGAAAUUAGAAGAUCUCAAUUCAGAUUUGGUGGAUACUGGUUUACUGCAUUCUACUUUGAUACCAGUAUCUCAAGGACUGAAAAAAGCUGGUAUUAACAUUUCAAAUACUGCCGAUUUGAAUGCCGAAUCAAAAGAUGUUAUUUGUGAAUGUCUGAAGGUUUUAGCUAUUGCUUUCGAACCAAAAUAUCAACGUUGGCGUUCCUCUAUCCUUUUUAGAUGGUCAAUUGGAAAAUGUAUAGAGAUUUCAAAUACGUCACUUUCUAUGUUGCCAUUUUUCAUUCAAAAUUCACUACGUGGAACUGGAGCUUUUAAAGGAAUAUUAAGUCAUGUAAAAACUGCCAGCAAGGAACUAGAAACUAAGUUUUCUCACACUGACUUACUUGUAUUAUCGAGUUUACUUUACAAUAUUAUUAAACUUAGUCAAGGGAAUUGCAGAAUUUUGGUUGAAAAUGAGCAAGAUGGUAAAAAUUUGUGCUCGUCGUGUUAUCGAUAUCAAACAAAAUUGUGUUCGUAUUUUUUGGAAUUGGUGCAGUACUCUGAAGAAGUAAAUAUGUCCAAUGUUCUUGAUCUUGUAGGCUCAAUUGUAACUUCAUUGCAAAAUUGUUUACUUCAUCAUUCUGUGAAUAACAUGCCAGAAGAUCAUCAACAGUGUUAUUCCGUACUUCAAAAUAUGUACUUGAAAGCAGCUGGGGAAUAUUUUGCUUCUUUGCAACAACAAUCUGUAACUCAAGAUAUGAAAGGCAUUUUAACACAAUGGAUAUAUGAUUUGAAAUUUUACAACGACGCCGAUAUGAAUUCUAUGUUUGGCAAAAUAAUUGGAAAAGAUAAUUUGAGUUGGACAAUAACUAUCAUGGCCAUCAUUGUGGAAUUAUUGAUGAAUUCACACAGGAAGAAAGAUGUUAAGGCUCGACUUCAUGGUAUUAAGUUAAUUGGUGUUAUACUCAAAUUAUCGAUGAAGGAUUCAAGUCUUGAAUUAACUUGUUCCGAUAUAUUUACUUGGUCUGUCACUCAACUUUGCACGCAACUGUCAUCUUCACUCCUUGUUGUGCAAUCGAAUGCAUAUUUAGAACUCAGUAAUAUAUCAUCUUCAAACUGUAUCCAAAAACAUAGCUUGGAAAUUUGUACUUGCAUUGCUAAAAGUCUUGUUGAUAAUGAUCCAUGUACUGGCAAACGUGCAGUUGUUGAAAUCUUGGAAGAUUUUGCAAAUAUAUUUUCAUCUUCUGCUGAUGAAUUUUUACGACAUCAUAUGUCAGCCAUCUUGCCUGUUGUCAUCUCAUCAGAUAAAUGUGAAAAACUUCUUAAAACGUUUAGUGAAACUACCGGGACAAGUAAAGCAGAUAUCCUAAUGCAAAAUUUUAAACACAUUGUAUGUCAUGCUGUUGUCACUGGCAACAAUCUACAAAAUUUAUUCGAAUUUCUUGAGAAAGAAACAAGAAUCAAGAAAGAAUCAUUGCUAUUGCUGAAUUUUGGAGGUCUUUUGCAUCAUUUGGUGUCACAUAUCAGUGUAAAUGUUGAUGGUGUUCACAGUGCACUCACUGUUAUAUCUGAUGUUAAAAAUUCAUUAUCUAAAAAGGCAUCAAAAAGUGCUUCAGGAUUAUCUGAAUUACUUCAGCCACAUUUCCUGGGAAUUUUGACCUUCUUCAAUUGCCAGUUAAGAUCAUCCUCUGUGGCUGGGACUGAAAAGAAAAGGAUAAUUGAAAGCCUGACUUGUUUAUUGAAAUUAAUGGAUGUUCGUGAAGUUACUUCAGUUAGAGUGAAAAUCAUCAACACCCUAUGUCUUGCCCAACAAUUGUUCAAGCAUUUGAAUUGGUAUACAAUUUGUUGCGAAGCUUGGAAUACAUUUGUCAGAUGUAUUGAACCUUCGUGUCUUGGAUCAUUAUUGAGUCAGAUUACUGUUACUUUGUUACCUCUACUGGAAACUUUGCCUAAUCAGGUUUCUACUAUCUUAUCAUAUUUGGUGAUAGACAAAUCAUCUAAUACCAAAGAUAAUUUACAUGAGUUGUAUUUUCUUCCCAAACAUUCUGCAUUGGAGAAUGUAUACAGAAAAGUACAAGAAGAAAUAAGCAGAAGACAUCAGGGUGAUAUUGUAACCUAUUUAGAGCAGGCUAUUCAGCUUAUGUCACAUGAAAGUGCAGAAGUCAGAAUUCAAGCACUAACAAGACUGAAACAAACACUCAAAGAAAAACAAAAAGAAAUACAACAACAUCAUUUGUCGAGUGGACGUGAUGUUACUGAUGUAACAAUGUCACAUCUUGUUUCAACACUACUAUUUGGUUGUCGUGACAACAAUAAACAAAUUCGUCUUUUGUGUGGACAAUGUUUGGGAUUAAUUGGUGCCAUUGAUCCAGAUAGGCUUGUUCUCAGUCUACCUGGUACAUCUACUGGUUUAUCUGAUUAUUUUACGAUCGAUGAUCCAAACUUUGCAUUCCAUUUAAUUUCUGAACUUGUAAAGGCGUUUCUUGCUGCAAAACCAACCCAUCAGGAUAUUUCUGCUUUUGCUAUUCAGGAAUUAUUGAAGAUUUAUGAUUGUAAAGAUGGUCCUAAAGAUACACAUGGUCGUCGUUUAUGGCGUAAAUUUUCAGAAAAUAUUCAAGAAGUAUUGGAACCCCACCAUACUUCAAGAUAUUUGCUCAAGAAAUCAGAGAUUCCUCUUUCAAACUUGAAGCAACCAGUUUUAUUCCGAAAACCAAAUAUGACUUUCAGAGAUUGGGCUGGAAGCUUUUGUGCAGUUCUUAUGCAAAUGGUCUAUGAAAGCAGCGAUAUUACAACGGCAAGCAAGGUAUUUCGCUCAUGUUCUGCAGUUACAAGGAAUGAUGUCAAUGUUGCUUUAUUUUUACUUCCUCACACAACGUUACAAUGUCUGUUACUCACUGAUCAUGCUGAUUUCAUUAUUCAAGAAAUACUGGCAAUUCUUGAACAUACUGAGCAACUCAUGGAUCGAGUGGGUGUUGAAUUUGAGAUUGAGUCGAGUAACAUGAGAACUGGUUCUGGAUUAGACCAAAUAUCUUCUCAAGAAAAUUCUGCGAAUCUACUCAAUGCACAGCAUGCGAGAGGAUCACAUUUACUUCAACUUAGUGCGCAAGCAAUUUUUUCUGCACUUGAUCAUAUUACACGAUGGUUAAGGCAAGCUGAAAUUGGAGCUACGGAUUCAAAGACGAAGGCUUCCAGUUCUUCAAGAAGUGGACAGAAUGCCGUGAAUAUCUCCUCGGUAAAAACAUUUCUGAGUAAGAUUCCACAACUGUCUCUGGCCGAAGCUUCAUUCAGAUGUCGAGUAUACAGAAGAGCAUUGUUACAUUAUGAAGCUCAUUUGAGGGGAAAUAGAGAUAGUUCUUCUCAUGGUGCAGGCUAUACUGUGGAUGAACAAGGGAUCGAUUUCCUUCAACAAUUGUUUGUAGAAAUGGAUGAACCAGAUGGUGUGGCUGGUAUUGCUGCUGUCAGAUUAGGAAAACCUACAUUAAACAUUCAAAUCAAACAACUUGAAAGUACUGGAAAGUUACAGGAUGCCUGUACUUGUUAUGAACAUGCCAUACAAUUGAAUCCAGAAGAUAUUCGCAGAAGAAAAGAUUAUGUUAAAUGUUUGAUGGAUCUUGGACAACUUUCCACUGCAACCUGUGUCAUAGAUGGUACUUUGUCUAAACAGGGUUCUUGGAAGAAUGAAUUGAAUUCAUUUCGGAUUGAAGCAGCAUGGAGAUUGGGUCGAUGGGAUGCAUUAGAAGAAUAUUUGGAUCUUCCAUCAGAAUCAAAAAACGAUUUACUGAGUAGAUCACAUGAUUGGAAUACAAGACUUGGAGAACUCCUACUUGUCAUUAAAGAUAAUAAAUGGAAUAAAUUUCAAAAUCUUGUCGAUGAGAUUUAUCUUGAUCAGACAGGACCAUUAUCAGCUGCAAGUAUGGAAAGCGGUUCUUAUCAACGAGGAUACAAGUCCAUACUUCGCCUGCACAUGCUUACAGAAUUGGAAUCAAUUGCAAGUAAAAUCAACACCGAAGAGUCGAUUAAUAUUAAUUCUGUUUCAAACGAAUGCUUCAAUUCAUGGCAGGAGAGAAUACGUCCUCUACAAACUUCAUUCAAACCCAGAGAACCUGUGCUUGCUUUACAAAGAACUAUGUUAGAGCUACUGAAUCUUACUGCAGCCAGGCAAAAUAAGAAACAAUCGCAAAGUGAAAUCAAGAUGAAACAACUUGUCGGAAAAUUAUGGCUGGAAAGUGCAAAACAAGCUAGAAAAGCUGGAUAUUUACAAACGGCAUACAAUGCAUUGAUUAAUGCACAAGAUCUUGAUUUACCAGAGUUUUGUAUUGAACAUGCAAAAUGGCUCUGGAAUAAGGGUGAAAGUCACCAAGCUUUACUGACAUUACAAAAAGGAGUUGCAGAUCAUUUUCCUGAUGGAAAUGAGAAUCCGAAUUUGUCUCGUGAUGAAAGAAUGUCAAAAGCAAAAGCAAUGUUACUUGUAGCCAGAUUAAUGGAAGAAUCUUCUAGCUUUGACAGCAAUACAGUUUUGAAGCAAUUUCGAGAGGUUGUGGCUUAUAUGAAUGAAUGGGAGGAUUCACAUUUCCAUGCGGCUAAAUAUUAUGAUAAACUGAUGACUGCAUUUAUGGGAGAUAAUAGAGCUUCAGGAAAAGCUAAUCAUCUUUACUACAUCAUGCAUCAUUAUGGACUUUCAUUAUGUUAUGGAACUUCUCAUAUCUAUGAAUCACUUACUAAAUUAUUGACUGUUUGGUUGGAUUAUGAAGCAAAUGUUGCAAAACUACAGAAAGCUAACAAACCAUAUAGCAAGGAUGAUGCACAGAAGUUAAUCAAUGUUAUUGCUGAUCUAAGAAGUCGACUUCCAGCUUAUAUAUUUCUUACUGCCUUCUCACAACUUGUGUCAAGAAUUUGUCAUCAGCACCUACCAACUUUUGAAGAACUAAAGCAAGUGGUUGCCAAAGUCAUAUGUGCUUAUCCACAACAAGCUUUGUGGACAAUGAUGGCAAUAUCCAAAUCAUCAUUUCCACAACGAGCUCAGAGAUGUAAAGAAAUAUUCGAUGUUGCUGAAGCAAGAGACAGAAAACUUGGAAAAUUAUUGUCAGAUGCUACGAGAUUAACAGAAAAGCUACUUGAAUUGUGCAAUAAACCUACUUCUGCCAUUCAAUCACUCAGUAUUUCAACUCAUUUCAAACCUUUGAAAAAACUUGUUGAGGAAACCUCUUUCAGUGAGAUCUUACUGCCAUUACAACGUUUCAUGACUGUCACACUACCACAAGGUGACACUGUGGGUACAUCUGUUCAAGAGCAAUCAACAUCUGGACGAUCUUCAUCAAAUGCCCCUACUCGAAGUCAUGAUCCCUUUCCUGAACAUGCUGUCCAUAUUGUUGGGUUUGAAGACAUUAUUGAAGUUCUCCCUUCUCUUCAACGGCCAAAGAAAGUGAGCAUUCGUGCAAGCGACGGCCGUUCAUAUUUAUUCCUGUGUAAACCCAAAGAUGAUCUGAGAAAGGAUGCAAGACUUAUGGAGUUUAAUACAAUAGUUAAUAAAUGUUUGAAACUCGAUUCAGAAACAAGAAAAAGACAACUUAAAAUUAGAACUUAUGCUGUGGUACCAUUAAACGAAGAAUGUGGUUUAAUAGAGUGGGUGCCUAAUACCCAUGGACUUCGGAAUAUUUUGUUAAAAAUAUAUCGAUCUAGGGACAUGUACACUUCUGGAAAAAUUUUGAAAUCACUGCAAUUGCCUUAUUCUGCACCUUUGGAGAAAAAGUUGGAUGUAUUCAAAAACAAACUUCUACCUCGUCAUCCAGCUGUGUUUGGUGAUUGGUUUCUAACAACCUUUCCUGAUCCUACUUCCUGGUAUAGUGCAAGACUGGCAUAUGCGAGAUCAACUGCAGUUAUGUCAAUGGUUGGAUAUAUACUUGGUCUCGGAGAUCGCCAUGGUGAAAAUAUUUUGUUUGAUUCAAUUACUGGAGAUGCUGUACAUGUUGAUUUCAAUUGCCUAUUCAACAAGGGAAUGUCACUGGAUGUACCUGAAAUUGUUCCAUUUCGCUUAACGCAUAACAUGACAGAUGCAAUGGGCCCAAUGAGACAUGAAGGCUUCUUUAGAUGUGCUUGUGAAACUGUUAUGAGGUUGCUAAGACAACAAAGAGAACCAUUGUUGAGUGUUCUCAAAACUUUCAUAUAUGAUCCUCUUGUUGAAUGGAGUAAACGUAGUCGCUCAGGUGUAACCAAUGAAUCUGGAGAAAUAUUAAAUGAAAAAGCAUUAUCACACGUCAGCGAUAUAGAUAAACGAUUGCGAGGUAUUGCAGCGAAAAACAAAGGAUUACCACUGUCUGUAGAAGGACAUGUACAUUAUUUGAUUCAGGAAGCAACUGAUGAAGAGAAGUUGUGUCAAAUGUAUAUCGGAUGGGCACCUUAUAUGUAACAAGAUGUCUUAUUUCAAAAUCUACAAACUUGGGCUAUUUGGAAUUCUCUACCUCAUAAUGUUUUUUUCACAUUGUUGCAAACUGUUUCAAGUCUGUGCCAAUCGAAGUUUUCUGGCCUCUAAUGCAUCAUAGUAACUCUUUGUAAUUUUUGUGGGCGUUGACAAUCUAGUGGUGCCCCAGAGUCAAUUCAACUUCUGAGUAAGUGGGAAUGACCUAGUAAAUUAUCAUGCAAAAUAAUCUUGUGGGUUCGGUACUCCGUCAAUAUUUGAUUUAGUGUCAAUAAUACAAGAAUAUAUGUUAUGGAUUUAUUUUGCAAUUUAUUUAUAGUAGAGAAGGUGGACAAGAUUGCUUAAUCAUACAACGAAGUCUGAUUUAGAUGUAAAAACAAAUUAUCGUUUGUUUGUAAACACAUGGAUGUAGUUGGAUACAGAAACGCCUUAACUGAAUAGCGUUAAAUUACUGUUCUAUUUCUGAGUCCAGUAUGGAAAUCGUGAGAGUUUAUCAACAUUUUUUGCUUAAAUUCUUUUGCCAUAAACUGUUGUCGGUUGUACUCACAAAGCUUUGGUGGAGUAUAUCCUAUUUACUUAUCAGUGUUGGCCUAAAUUGUAUGAAGAAUCAUAAUUUGAGAAAAAGCUUUUUUUUGCAAAUAUGAGGAUGAGAUGAACUUGAUAAAAAUAUUUAUGUGUUUCAAUUUCUUUAGUCUCAAUGAUAAAAUUGUACUUUGAAGUUUUUUUCUUUUGUUCCGCAACACUUUCUUGUUUGGUACACCAAGUGCUUUAUUAUUAAAACUUGAAAUCUUGCCAAA
Messenger RNA from Styela clava, 8764 nucleotides. NCBI's taxonomy places the organism in Eukaryota, Metazoa, Chordata, Ascidiacea, Stolidobranchia, Styelidae. The record is from RefSeq and is a predicted model, not a curated record.